AUGAAGGUACAUGGGAUAGCUGAAGAAAUGGCGAUGGAUAGCCGUCAGGGAGACGCGAAGAGAGCGAAAACGAGAGUAGCAUGGGAUAAUGCCGAAGAGAAAAAAGGUGAAUUUUUAAUUUCUUACGUUCGGGUUGACAUUUUUUUUUUAGUCAAUAUUUGUUUAAUUAGUUUUGGUUUUUGGUAGGCGAGAAAUGGGAGAUCUUUUCGUCAACAAUCGCCGCGGAAUUAGUUUAUUCGUUAUUGUUGUUAUUUUUUAAAUUCAUAUCGUGUCCCACAAUAUGGUAGGUAAUAAAAACCGGGGGAUUUGAUUUUUUUUUUUUUUUUUACAGAUAUUAAUCAGACUGUUUAUGCGCCGCUGAAACCUAUACGUUUCAUACAUAGGAAUGAAACGCCAUAAACUUAUGCGCGUAAUAUUUUACCGCGAAAAUGUUUAUUAAUUUAAUAUAAUAUCAGUAGUACAGUGAUAAUUCGAAUUGGUAUCUAAACGACGUGUACGUUUUAUUCGUAAACGAUCGGAACAAUAUGCGAGUAAAAUGCUCGAGUCUGUGCGAAAAAAGAAAUCGUUCUGAAAACUUAUGAUGCCAUGUUGCCGUGACCAACUUUGAAAAGUUUUACGUUCACUGCAGGGCGGCGCGUAGGAACGAUUAUCGAACCGAUGUUUAAUAUACACCCGGUAUAAUAAUAAUGGUUAAUACCUAUACACGCGUACGGUUGCAAAAGUAAUAUUGCAUUAUUACUUGUACUAUUAUUAUUAAUAUUAUUACGUUACGAUCGAUUCACGGACUAACGCGAGAUUAAAAAUACCGUGUAUACGCGCAAUAGACGUUAUUUAGUAUUUGUUUUAUUCUCGUCGACUAACACUCGGGAAUAAAAAUCGUUAGGCCCAAUGGUUAUUAGUCGACUAAUCACGUUUACGUUAAACUGGUUUCGUUUUUUCACAAUCAAUUUCGAUUCAGGGCCGCCGAAAAUCGAAAAAUCGAGACCAUUGCGGCGACGUCCAAAACAACCGGAUCCGGCGAAUCCGUUACAACUCAAAUUCCGUUUGUUAUAAUGAUCAGACGGGAUAACACGAACGUGGGCGUUUUUUUUUUCUACUGCUGUCGAGUAAAUCGAGUACGCCAAACUUUUCGGCCGGUCCGAUGAAUUUUAGAUUUUUUAAUGAUUGUAUUGGUAAACCGGCAAAGUAUGUUUAAGGGUACGCCACGGCCGUAUUAAUUAUUGCGAACUCUACCGGAAAUAUUGAAAUACGACAAGAGACCUUUAUCUUUUGUUACAUUUUGGAUCUAUAUGCUCACAAAUAAAGUCACUUUUUGAUAUUCCAAGUAGUUUUCAUAAUAAUUGGGAAAACUGGAAAAACACGAAAAAUGAAAGACGAACAAAUUUACGGCGCGGCGUACGAUUUCAUAUUGUUUUAAAUUUCUACGACUUAUGUUUUUCAUCGAAAAUAUUGCUCCAAAAGAAAAAAAACAAUUGACCUUUUUGCGUAGCAUUUUUAAUCUUGUGAUGUAGCGAGUAAAAAAGUUAUAUUUCGUUUUCUUUUUUAUUUUUUCUAGUGAUUGAGCAAAACAGAAAAAAAAAAUCGUCUUUUUACGUUAUUUUACCUAACCGGUAAAUUUACUACUUUUAAUAUUUUCAAUUUUGUUUUUGUUGUAAUUUAGUUUAAAAUAUUUUUAGACUUAAAAUUUUUAUAGGAAAUUCAUAAAUGCUUUUCCUAGACAGAGUAAAAUUUUCAAAGCAUUUAAGGCCAUUUUUGAACUAUUUAUAGACAUUUUGUGAGAUUUUACGUAAUUUUUAUUUGAUAGGUACUCGUGGACAAAAUCGUUAGAUACACUGAACAGAAACGCUUCACAAUUUGAUAGGAGGUUCAUUAAUAAGUCAUACUUACUAGCGGUCCGAAUAAAACAAAUUGAGCUUUAUGUAGUAUUUUUUUUUUAUAAAAGAAUUUGAAUAUCAAAUUUCGACGAAAAUCGUAAAAGGCCGUAAUCCUUUCAAAACAUGUAUAAUCGAACUUCGCUCCGAAUCAUUUUUCAUUAUCAAUGGUUUAUCGUUGGGUACAUGUAAAAAUUAAAUAACUUUAUAGGAUACAAAAAGUUAUUCUAUAAAGUAUCCUAUGUUCCCAACUUCCUACCUAUAACGGUGGCGUACUCGUCUCUUGUAUCUGUUCUUUUAUUAUAAAUUUAUUUCUUUACCUAUACUCGUAGAUUCGAUACAAAGUUUAGACAAUUUCAACGAAAUCCGUGAAAAUCGGCGAAAGUUUGUAAAUUAAUAUUUUAAUUUGAAAUAAUUAUAUUAUUAUUAUUAUGAAAUAUUAUGCGGUAAAUACGAUGCCAGUAUUUUAUACUUGAACCGUACGAUAGUAAAUUUAUCAUUAUUAUUCACGUAUCCGUAAUUUGAACCCGAGUUAUUUUUUUUAAUGCAGACGAUUUUUAAUUCGUGUCAACCGUGUUACCUUUAUGCAUCGACACCUCGUAAUCUCGCAGAACACACAAUAUAUUUUAUUUGUAGAAAGGUGUUCGUACACACGAUGGCGAAGAGAGGAAAUAUUUAUAAACAUGUUUAAUACUUUUCGUUUUUCGAAAUUUAAAUAAUAUUUUAAUGCUGUUGUUUCCGAAGCCCGCGACGUCGACGCUCGUUCGCUGGGUAGGUAUUUAUCCGUUUUAGACAGUUUAUCGGAAUCGUUUUAUUCCUUCAAUUUAUUUAAUCUCGUGAAUAUUGGACGCUUACCAUACACCUACACGCCUAUACCCACGCAUUGUAAACCGUGUUUGCUUUGUUUUCAAUACAUUUAUCAACCAUCGACCGGACACUAAUAAUGUUUCGUGUACACGCGAAAUGAUGGGAAAUGUAGAUUCAUUUUUCUACACGGAUAAAAAUACACCUUAAUAAUGUAGCAUAAAAGUCGCGACGAGCGACGACGGCGACACGUCUCCCGCGGAAUUUUACGGAGUCAGAGCCCGGAUCGCGGGCUAGUGGUUGUGAGUUUUUUUGCAGGUUUACGAUACACGCGCAUUAAUGACUGUUGAUUAAUGUCGAUUUAUUAAAUCCGUUUUCGAAAAUUAAAUAAAAAUCAAAGGCAAUCGAAAGAAAUAGAAUAAUAAACAAGUAACGAUAAAUUACCGUAUUGCAUGCUAUAAAUAAAUAAGAACAACAACUCGUCGACUACACUGUCAUCGUCAUAUUGAUACAAUUAAUAGAAUAAUAUCGCCACAACCUGAAAGUUCUCGACAAAGUACUCAUCAUUUUAGGGUUAUUUUAGUGGAUGUAUAGUUUAAUCCAUGUGUUGUGCGGGUAUCUAUGGUAAUACGAAUGAAAAAAACUUAUGAUACGCUAGAACACUUUUAGUCCACGCACUACCCAAUUUUCACCUAUUUUUUUAGUGGAAUAUACAGAUACGGACAAAGUAAUACGGAAAUAAAGGUAAAAAGAAGGCAACACCGGGCAUGGGUCAACUACUAUAAUAAUAUAUAUGUAUAAAAAGACAGACAUACUUCGCAUGUGGGUGAGCCACUGUUGUAGAUGAGAAGUUGAAAGGUAGGGGGAAAUUGACUGUAUAUCUGUAUGCAACGAUUAACCGUUGCUACCGAAAAAUGAUUCUGAGCGAAGUAAUAGCGUUGAUUUGUUAACACCCGAACAUAAACCGAAUAUGUCAUAUUAUGGUAAAAUAAUUACAUAUGCAUUAUAUAUUUUCUUCAAUAAUAUUUGUUUAAUAUUGUACCUAUUGUCAGAAAAGAAAAAAAUAAACAUUAAUGUAAAAUCAAUACAUUCCUCGCUCCUCUAAGAAUCUAAGAUGAAAUGAGAAAUGUUGUAAUGGAAAACCUAAACGGCGGCGACGGCUGCGUGAAAGCAAUCCGAGACUUUUAUUAGUAGGCUCUUAUUUUUUUUCGUUUUGUUAUAGAUUUAUGUAGGAAACUGCGAGGCGUAAUAAUUUUCCGGCGUAACAAGGUCUCGUUACAUUUUAUACGCUCGUAUAUUAUAAAGUCAUAAAUUACAACAAAUAGAUAGGUAGGUAGGUAGGUAGGUAUACGUGUAUAGAUAGGUACGUCGUGUUAAAAAACUCACACACGUACACACACGCAUACGAUAUUUCAAAUUUGACGUAUACCUGCUCGUUGUAUUAUAAUAAUAAUAAUAAUAAUAAUAAUAAUAAUAUUAUUAUUGUAUGCGUACCUUGUUAUUACAUUGUAGUAACCCUAUUAUUGUACCGACCGAAAAUUCAAUAUUUACCUACCCGUAGGUAUACCAUCGAGUUUAAUGGAUUAAAAAAAAAAAACACCCAAUGUCCGCAGUUAUUCAUCGCGUAUCGAAAUCCAAUACCACCAGAUUACGACGUUACGCACAUUGUAUCUUGCACGACGAUCGAUUAUCAGCAGAUCACAACAAUGCAUAGGUUUCAGUGUUAUCGUAUAUAAAUAUGCAUAACACACUAUUACUCGUCGGUACACCAGGUAAGACGUGUCAAUAAUAAUCAACUGCGAUGAUUGUUGUUAUCGGAAGUAUCGUUUCUACCAUAGAUACCGGACAGUCUUUAUGAUAUUAUCGUUAUUAUUACGAGACCUUCGAAUGCGGUGCAAACUGGUUGUCCCCUUCUCGACGUUCGCCGCGCCGAUCGCGCCGACCGGUGACCACGGACUCCCGGCAGAGACUCGCGCACUGUUAAUCUGUUCGUACCGUUUGAGUCAGCACCACAUUACGCUAACGGGUAAGUUUGACGUUUUCGAUUUUCUAAUUACUAUCAAUAUAAAACAUGUACGUUUGUAUAUUUUUAACAUCUAAAGUAUAAGUAUAUAAAAUAUGAUAAAUUGGGAAUAGUGACAUCAAUUUUUUUUUGUACAUUUCUCGUUCACCGUCAUAAAUAAACGAGAAAACGUUGAAAACGGUAGGACCUAUUUUGCAUAGUUUUUAUCGAAAUAAAUGUUUCGCAUAACGAACGCGUAGCGUAUAGUAAUAUGUACUUGAAGUAAUAAAAAAAAUCAAAAACCGCAACGAUACAUUUCGAAAUAUUAUGACGGGUUUUUUUACGUGAAAAAUUCGAAAAUAAUCGCACACCUGUACUUGUGUUCAGUGAUGUUCGAUUGGGUAUUCUAUUAAUAAUUUAUCUGUAGCUGUUAUCAACAAUGAUUUUCUGAUUUUUAGCGAAUUUAAUUUCUGUUUUUUUUUUUUUUUUUUUUUCAAUCACUAUAUGAAAUGAGCUAAGAUUAUUAUUUUUGAACAUUACUUUAAACUGUCUACCCCGAUUCCUUCGCGAUAAAUGAACCAAUCUGAUAUAUUAACAAUACGCAUUAUUCUAUACACACGAUCGAAUUGAGUAUUAAUUACAAUGCUGUAAAAGUACGAAUUUCAUGAAAAUAUUCGGUUUAGCGAAUGUAACAUUUUUACGCGCCACACACGUGUAGGCAUUAUUUCGACAACACAAUGUUUAUGAGGUAAAAAAAACGUUAUGUAGGUUAGGUUUGCUUCGAUGAAAUGUUCAAUCGUUUUAUUUGUGGCGAUUUCCGGGGGCUUUAGUGCCCUGGCCUCUCUAAUUGCGACAGUGUCUCGUGUUCUGUGAUUUUUAUCUAUCGAUUCGUCGCUGUGGUUAGACGCCCAUUUACUGAUCGUUUAAUUUAUUUUGAUUUUAUUGAAUACAAAGUAAUUCGCCGGUCAAAAGAACAAUAAUUUCAAAAUAAAAACAAAAUAGAGAUUAUAUACUAUAUUAUACGGAGAUCGGGAAUAUGUACUUAUUACUCUCGUACAGCGGGCUAUUCUACACGUCACGUUUGUUGGAUGAUUUAAAAUAUGGGUCAUUAUAAAACGAGCAGGGAAUAUUGGUAGGCAAUUAUUAUCAAACGAAUAAUAGGUGUGUAAUGUGUGUGUUUUAAAAAAAAAAAAAAAAAAACAUUAAAAUUAGACAUGUUAUAGGCACGUUAAACGUUAUAGCAAACGAAAAAUAUAAAAUAAUAAUUAUGUAACUAAAUAAAUUACUCUUUGGCCUGUUAUCAAUGUUGGGGCACUUAUCGAUGCACUAAAUAUAGUCGUGUACCCCCCACGUAGUGUUUUCUUGUGAAAUUGCAGGUGAAACGCAAUUCUCGGUGCAUAUAAAUAGAAAACAUAAACAGCAAAGUUUAAAUAAACGCGAUAAUUAUUAUCGCGUUACUGUUUUAUAAUAAUUAUAAACCAGUUUCAAAUGUUCUGAUUUAUAACCAAUAAUAAUGUCCUGAAAUUAAUCAUCGUAUAUGGGUUAUGCAGAUGGCAGAUUGCGUAUGCAUCAAGUAUAGGCGUGGAUGCAGAAUAAUAAUUAUUGGAAAAUACUCGUUAUCUUUACGAAUGUGACUUUAAAUCGACAUUUUAUGAUUUUCUCAAAUUUCAAAUUAGGCACCUAUCUUAAGUCCGUUCUCACCAAGUUAAAGGUUGAUUUUUAAACGGAGUUUAUAAGAUUAUCGACUAAUCGUGGUCGGUUAUCGGCCAUAAACUCAGUUUAAGAAUAGGAUAAACGCCUUUUUUUUUUUUACGUUGGUAAGAACGGCCCUAAAUAUUGUUUGGCGGUGGAACCACAACUUGUACUUUUUGUCGUAGCUAUAUAUUAAAAAUCUAGUAAAUUGAAAAAAACAGAAAUGUUCUUGUUGGCAUUUUUCUAUUCCAUAUUUAAAGAAUGAGACGUUCCAGCUGAGCAGUGAUAGUAUCGUUAACCGUGCGGAUAGUGCUCUGCGUGAGAACUUGGCGUUAAAAAAAAAUCACACUGUAUCGGUACCUCCAAAACAUACUGUAUAGUUGAGAAUUCGAAUAAUUUAAGAAGGGACCCGGGAAUAUUUGUCAUUUUAUCUGAUAUAUUUGUAGGUAUACCAGAUACCAACUUGUAUAGUACUACAAUGUGCUAUAUAUCUUUGGUACGUAUUUAGUGAGACGGAUAUCAAAAAAUGUUGCCUAUGCGUUGUGUAGUUCACCGAUUUCGUUGUCAACGGUCUUUACUCUUUAUCGUAUAAUUAUAAUAAUAUACAGAGUGCGGCAAAAGGCGGUAUCGAUUUCGUUCGAAAUAUCCGACUGUGAAUCGAUUUUUUUUUUAAAAAAAACCUAAUUGUUUUAAAUUAAUUAUUUUUAAAAAUUAUAAUUACGAGAACGUUGUUUAAUUUUGUCCGUCUAACGUAUACGCAUAAUACAUGUACUCAAUUUACUUUAACCCGAAUAAUAGAGCUUUUUCAUUUUUUUUUGAUUUUCUUUUCAUUUAUAGACACGCGGAGUUGAUCAACUAUACAAUUUAACGAUAGUAAUCUUAUUAAAUGCAACUAGCGUUCUAUAAUUGGUUUUUUGUAUUCAAAAACGAGUUAUACAAGUUUUAAAUAUUGAAAAUCUCUUUUUAAAUUAUAAAGUCUCUAAAUAUUUGUUUUCGUAUACCUACCAAAAUAUAUACUAUAAUAUUAUGAAUAAAUCAUUUUGGUUUCGAAAUGCAGAUCUUUUGACGGACUAUUACCGGACGUUCUAUAGCGCACCUACCUAUAUGUAUAUAUUUACAUAUUUAAUAUUUGUUUUUUGGAGGACAUCACCGAUAAUAUAAUGUAAUAAUACAGGAACAUAGCCAAAAAGGGUGUUUUAGGCGUUAAAUAUCCCUCUCCUCCCCCCUCGGUCGGAUUCAAGCCAAAAUAUACUCUAUAGUAUGGUGUAUUUUCAAGCAGGUUCACCCCAUUUUUAUGGUCAAAUUAUACAUGUAGGUAUUUAAAUUCUGUUUUUUGGAAAUUUUAAGUGUAGUUAAAGACGAUAUUUUCGAAUACUUAGAUUUAUCACAAUAUUUGGCGAUACCGAAUUAGGUUUUUCAAAUGAGAAAUCUCAACCAAAGUUGAGAUCAUUAUGGGAUAAUCCUCAGAUGGUGUGGACAAUUAUUCAAAAAUAUCGUUUUUAACAAUUUAAUAUGAAUUAUCAAGUUAAUAUAGUUAAUUAGUACUUAAAUAUAGUAAAUAAAAUAAUAAUAAUUUCUUGCCUGAGCAACAGUGAGUAUCUUAAAAUUUGAUAAAAUAUAUUAUUGUGAAUAUUAAUAAAGCAAGUAAUUUCGAGUAUUUAUUCAUCUGGGGAAUAUUCUGUGAGCUUAGAGGUUACACUGUAAAUCAUAAAACGAUCACAUCAUUUGUACCAAAAUUUUUCAUUUUCUAAAAUGUUUUUUGAUCGUCCUCUAAAACUAAAAAACUGAGAUACGCGCUGUUUAACUUUAAGCUAUGUACGUAAAGCUACACACCUAGUUAUUUGAUUCCAAUGAUAAUUUUAGAGCAGAUCGAAAGGUACGUUACCCUGGUACUAUACUAUGUCAUAAUUUUGACUUGGAACCAUCUGGUAUUGUGUUAUUUGUUUUAAAAUAAUUUUUAACAGCAAAAAAACAAUUUUGUAACUACCCUAAAACGCCAGAAAAUAGGUUUUUCUAGUGGUCGUGUCAGGGUUACGUUAACGCGGCAUUAACAAUUAUAAAUAAUGGACAUUCCGAUUUCGAAACCGGUUGGUAUUUUGUUCGGUAUUUAUUAUGUAAUAAUUUGUGAGCACGAAAAAAUUUGUAACCACCCUAGAACGGUAAAACAAAUAGGUUUUUCCAGUAGUAGCAUAUUUAUCAAUACGAUUUUACGACUCGUCGGAGGAUGGGUGAAAAAGUCAUACUCGAAUGUAAAAUUUAAACACCCCCAUUUAAAAAAUCCAGGCUGCGCGCCUGUAGAUCCAUUUAUCAAAUUUAAAAAAUAGAUAUAACUAUUACUCGUCAUGACAUUAAUGUUUAUGCGCCGUAUUAUUAUAUUAACGUUAAUGUUAUACAUUUCGUUGGUAUUUCUAUUAAUGCGAUACCUAUCUCAACAUCAAUAAACCGUGUAAUAAUCCGGACCUUGACCGAUCUUUAACAAGGUAUAGUGUUUUUUUUUUUUUUUUUUUUUUUUUUUUAUUUAUUUAUUGAACUCCUACUUAUUUGUAUUUACACUGUUUCAGUCACUGUGUUAUUAUAAUAUUUAAAAAAAAAAAUACCUUGAACGGUUACUUUAAGGUGAAAUAUUAAGUAUUAAUCAUUGCAAAUACAUUUAAUUACAAAUAUUUCUCGGAAUUAUUGUAUUUAUAUUUUUACACUGCGGCAGAUCGUAUAAAAACGAGCAUAAUGAAUUUAUUAUAUAAUUUUUUUUUUUUUUUUCGAAAAUGUUAAACAAAUUAUGGACGCGAAGAUAUUUUUAAAUUUUCAAAACACGUUAAAUUUCCUCGAGGACCACUAACGCUAAAAUUAUCGAUUCCGCAACGUUAACGAAUUAUAUUUCACUUACUUGACCAAUAACGUGUAUAAAUAAUAAAUCGCCCCGACCCGAUUCUCAAUCAAGUCGACAUUAUUUAUGAUUGCAAAACAUUUUCCAGUAUCGAAAUUCGACUGUCCUCCUAACUCCUCUACGGUUUCAUCCCGUUUUCGGGCGUCGAUUUUUCACAUUGGCGUUGAUUCCCACCCAAAACUACGUCCGCAAUAAUAUACACUGCAACAACGACCGUGUUGUACCUAUUCUCGCGCCAUCAUCUAUCAUUGCGACAUGCAACGUCAUGAUAAUAUAUUGUUACUUUUCCGCUGAAAAUAUUAUCGUUCUUAGACAUUCGACCGUUUUCAAUAAAUUUUCCUCGACGGUAAUGCGUGUAGGUGACAAAUUUCCGUGGCGUGCGACGCUUUUUCAAAUUUUGACAAUUAUUAUUAAUCAAGCGUUUCAAAAAAAAAAAAAAAUCUAAGAAUUACAUAGGUACAACGUGUGGUCGGGAAAAAUUGUAUUAUAACAUAUUGUAUGAUUCACUAGGAAUCACACGUAUUCUAUUUCGUUACGACAGGUUUGGGCGCUCGUUUUCCGAAUUCGCAACAAAUCAUCGCAAGCGAUUCCGAGCGGAGUUCGGUUAAAGAUGUUUUGAUAAAGUUAAAAUUGAAAUUUUAUUAAUUCGUAAGUGAAAACAUACAUCGUAAUUGUUCUAAACGAAUUUUAUCGUAUAUUUGAACUCAAAACGCCUAUAAAAAAAAUAACGACUUUAGACUAGCUUUUUUUUUUGUCAUCAUAAAGUAUAACUUAAUAUAUUUGUUCCUCAUCGUCCAACAGUCUCCUAUAAAUUCCAGGUGGAGCGCAAAUAUCUCGAUUUGUAUAGUUAUUUUUUUAAAUUUUUAAAUUUUCUACAACAACUAUCAGCAAAAUAUUAAUUGUUGUAGCGUCUAAAAUUAAAAGAAUAUAAAUAUGUUUUUAAUCUAUACGACUCUUUAUAAGUUCGGCUGUCUUUUCAGUCAAAUCUUAUCAUAUUAAGUAUGGGAAAAUACUAAUAUUUAAUCAUGUGCGAUUAUAUUUAUAUGGUUUAUUAUAUUAUAAUAUCUUAUCAUUGGUUGUAAAUAGUAUAGAUAAUUCACUGGCCGAUUUUUUGGUGAUGCGAAAUAAAAUUCCCGAUAGGUGGCCAUUUAAGAGAACCAAUUUGGGAUUUUAUUUCGGACGCCGUACAUUAAGAUAGGGUAUAGAAAACUAAUCAACAGACUCAUCCAACAAUUCGGACGUUAAUAGAAAAAAUUGCAUUGAGAAAUGUAAUAUUCAAGGGGAUGAAACUAAGAUUGCUCCGAGAGAAUAUUAGGGGAUCGACUAACCCUCACGUAGUAAAACAAAAUCGAUCAGCUAAGAAAACAAAACGAAUAAACGUGAUAGCCGGACGUGAAUGAUACGAACACGGACAACGUUACAUCGAAAAUAAUUUUUGAAUUUCUAUUUGGAAUGUACAUAAAUAAAACACCUCGCAAAAAUGCACAUAAUUCGCAUACGAUAAAAUAUGAAUAACAACGAUAGUAUACAGAAUAUUCAACGUAUAAAUGAAUGUAUGUACUAUAUUUUAUUGCUAGACGUGAUGUUAUUCGUCUUAGGAACCUUUCGAUUCGGCUAUAUUUUUGUCCGUGAACGUUUUUGAACCCGGCGUUGUACUAAUAACAAUAAUGCUAUAACAAUAUUAUUAUUAUUAUUACGAUAGUCUGUCAGUCAGUCUGACGGAUAUCCGCGGUCAAUCUUCAUUGUUGUAGCGUUAUUGUUUCAGCGGUACGCGCGCCGAAAUAUGAACUCGCAUUAUUAUCGCCGGUACAUCCGUGAUGUACAUAUUGUAGGCGAACGAAGUACAAAUUUCGCUGACUUCGAACUUUGUCGAAAACAUAUAAAAAAAAAAAAAAAAAGCCUUUUGCAAAAAUACGGAUAGAUAAAUAAACAUGUCCGGACUGGGUAUUGAACUCCGCGCCGGCGAUUGACAUAAUAUACAAAGGGCGUCGGGCCUAAUAAUCUUUUCACGUAAUAUCGAUUUUACGGAAACGGGGCCUCGAAUGAAAUAAAAUCGUACUUUCGGUCGAAAUAUAUUAUAUUAUGCAGGUAUAACAUUUUGCAUUAUAAUAGUAAGGCCUAUUGAUUUCGACGUAAACACGGUAUCCGUAAAAUAUAAAGGCUUCCUUUAAAUUUUACACAGUAGUAAAUAUCGCAUCUAUGUGCAGGUUCACAUUAUAUUAGGUCUGUUUGAAAUUUAGUUUUUAAUACUAUCGUACCUAUUGUAUUACAUAUGUGUUUUUACUCUAAUUUAGUUAAACGAGCGGCAGGGUUCCGUCACUAGUCCAAUUUUCUUACAGGUUAUAAUAUUUCACGGAAUUGGAAAAAAAAAAGUUUUAUCAAAAUAGGUAAAGUAAUUCUCGAGAUUUUCGCUAACAUAUUAUACAAAGAGACGGCAAGGUCGGGUAGUUAUAAUACAUUUUCUAUUUAUAUUAUCUAUACACACAUUUUAACCAUAUAACUUACUUUUAUGAGUCUGUAAGAGUAUGUAAACUCCCGUAUUCUCUAUGAAAAUAUGAAAUCUAAGCAUGAAAGUGGUUGGGGAGGGGGUUUAAAGUUGAAACAAUUAAAGCACGUUAUUGAUACUUACAUCAGGCAAAAUUUUUGGCUUCAUUUAGGAGCUUUAUAGGGGUAGCUUUAAAAACAGCGUUGUCUCCAAACAAUAUGGUAUAGUUCAUAUUAAAUAUCUAAAUUCAAUACAAAUUGUAUUUCUUCAUCUGAAUAUAAAAACCCCUAAUUCUCGAGUUAACUCUAUUGGUCCUGAGGGAGCGACUAAAAAUGUCUAAAAGUUUACGAAAAAAAAUACAUCCAACACAGCGCAAUAAUCUCUAUUUUCGGGGGAAAAAGUCGAGCUGUCGUGUGCAUUCACUAAAAGGCUUCAUACAGACAUGGCCGCAUAGGCUAUUGUCAGUCUCGAGUGAGUACAGGCCAGUCUAGAAUAUAGGCCGGCCUGACCCUGUAGAUGGGUAUAAUAAGGCUGAUAGGUAUAACAUAGAGCCUGUAUUCAAUGACCGCUUAUAUUGUUUGUUUGUUUUUUUUUUUUUUUUUUAUAGUAGAUUAUAAUAAUAUCGUAAUAAAUAUUUUAUUACAAUAUUAUUAUAAUGUAUAGGCGGCACGCGCGAACGGUUUGAACACCGGAAAACGUCGACACAAUGGGAAUUAUUAUGGUACACCGCGUAUUUGUUCCUACCUAUAGGCUAUAAUUUUAUUAGAAUCGGAGAUGUUAAAUAUAAUGGAUAUGGCAUUGAACACGAAUUUGUACGAGAACACAGUAAAUAAUAUUACUAUCACUAUAUCUUACACAACUAUCGCUUUUUUGUCGCACGGUUCCGUCGAGAAACAUUGGUUCUCUUUUCUUCCUGAUAGACGCCAAACCUGGGCAAGCUGACUAAUUUUAUUUUAACUAGUUUGAGUUAAGUCAACCUAAAAAAAACCGAGCCAAAUUACAGUUAAUUUUAAAAUUUAAAUAAACCGUGAGUCGUGAUUUUUUAGAAAAACGAUUAUCAAGUUGAAAUUUAAAAGUUUUUAUUUAAAAAUAACCUUUUACUAUACACUGUCUUAACAAAUCUCGCAUUCUCAUAAUAGACACUUGAAUUUUUUUUUUUUUCAUUGGGCAGGUACGAACUUAAUUAAAAUAAACAGAUUUUUCAUGAACAAUUUUCCGAAAAAUGUGUUUUAAUAUAACAACGGUGGCUUGGUCGGGUAUAAAUAUUGUUAUCAAAUUAACAUCCCUCAUAGAUAUAUUUUAUAUCCAUGGUCUUUUAAUAGUUUAGUAUAUAGAUAAUGUAUAUAUAUUUUAUAUUAUCUGUGGUUUAAUAUUAUUAUUAUAAAAUUAUGUGACUUAACGGCCAGAUUUGACUUGCAUAAAUGCAAAACACGUUUUAUAACAAUAAAUUGAUAACAGUGAUAAUUCUGUUUAUACCUCAGCAAAGCCACCGCUGUUAUCACAUUAAAUGAAUCCGAAAAUUGGUUUAAACAAUCGAAUAAUUUUAAAAUUAAAUAGUAAAUUAUUUUAAGUAUAUAGGAAAAAAAUAACUUUACAUUACUAUUAUUCGGGUUAUUGUUUAUCGAUUUGAAUUAGUUUCCAAGGGGAAAAAAAGUGAACACAAAUUUCCUAUUAUAGUAUAAUUUUUUUCGAAAUAACUUAAAUUUUAGCAAAGUAACCAAGCAUUUUAAAAUGGUUCCCGCGGUCCAACUUUGAUAGUAUUAUUAAACGUAUGCACGUCGUGUUCCGUAGAGAACCCGCAUCCGAAUACGGGAAAUAUCGUGUCAUUCAGUAAAAACGCUGUCCGGGAUAUUCGAUUCGGGGUAAAGGUCCAAUAGUAUGUUUAAUUACUACGAAUAUAAUAAAACGCAUAAAACAUAAUAAUAUAAUAUAUUUUAUUGUGUAUGUUGGGUACCCACCGUGUAUUAUGGUGCAGUGAGCGCGGAAAGCGGCCGAGACCUUGUACCCGCGCCGGCAUGACCAUAAUUAUUAUAAUUUAUAAUAACGACAUUACGUAUUAUGCGUUUACAAGAGAACAUAAUAUUCGGUUUUAUAAUAUUAUACAAAAUGUGUACAUUUUAAUAUUUUAUCUAUAUUACAUUAUGUAACCGAAUAAUCGAAAAUAACAAUAAUCGUAAUUCCGUAAAUCUUCCCAAUUUUUUUGCCGUUAUUAUGAAAAUUUCAAGGGAUAUAAAAAAAAAAAAGUCACAUUUAAUUCAGUUAAAUCUGAGAUAUAUUUCUAGGGGGAAAAAAAAUAGAGUAAAACAAUUAGUGUCUACCUCUGUGUACAUUUGAUUACCUAUUAUUUCAGCGAUUGAUUAUCGAAUAUUGUUUAUUUACAUUCAUAGUGUGAUUAUGAUUUUGUAGUAGGAAUAGUAUUAUAGAAUUCUAUAAUAUCGAUAGUUUUUUCAAUUAAAUACUUCACUAGCCAUUUUUCCGCAAUGGUUUUUAUGGCGUUUAAUUCCGGGACCUAAUAUUGUAACGGUUGUACUGACGUCUUACCAUGUGUGUUUUCAGGUGUAUAAAGAUGGCCAGACUAGCGUUUGCGAUAUUGGUUUUGGGAUGUUGUACGUGCGCCGUGUGGUCGAUAAACGACCGGCUACAGGAGGUGUUUAGCUGGUCGCAAUUGGACUUUGUGUUCCCGGACCAGGAAACCAGGGAGGCGGCCAUCGCCAGCGGCGAGUACAUACAGGCGAACAACAUGCCGCUCGGCCUGGAGGUGUGGCGGGACAAGUUGUUCCUGACGGUGCCCCGGUGGAAGGCCGGGGUGGUGUCCACGCUCAACUACGUGACUCUCGGAGCGGGUAAUUACAAUAAUAUAUUACUAUUCGAGAUGUCCCACUGACGACGAUAGCAACAGCAACAAUAGUGAUAAGGGAUGAGAAGUUGUACGAACAAAAUUCUACAAUGAUGUAUUCAAAUAAUAUUUCUUAAAAAGAAAAACCAACAUUAGUACGAAAUAUGAAAAUGUAAGGCCUUAUAGUCUUACCUAAUUUCCUCCCCCAUUCAAAAAAAAAAAAAAAAUUAAUACGAACAUAAUAGAAAACAUUACUACACGUUCAGUAAAAUGGUAAAAUUUCUGACGCCUAACCUAACCUUCCUGACGCCAAUUAAUCAGAUAAAAAGUAUAGGAUAUCUUCAUGCAAUUAUCAAACAACAUCACCACUGUUGUGCCAAGAUCUGGAGACGGCUGUAGGAUAAAGUUAUAUAUUAGAAAUUACAAAUAAAAUCGUAUUCCUAUUUUAGGGAGAUAUUCAAAUUUUUUUUUGUUAACUUUGAGGAUAAAGAAAUACUGCAAGAGUCCGCAAGACAUAUACAAAGGCUGUCUUGUUUUGAUCUGUAGGUUGAUUAUUAUUAGUUUACUGAUACACGAGUUCAAUUAUACUUCUCAUCCCUAUAUAAUAAGAACAACAAUAAUGAUAACGGUGAUAAUAUACGACGUCGUCUUGUACUUAUGCACGUGCGUCCAUAAUUUCUCCCGAAGCCCGUCACUAUUCUACGCAUCACGAUGUCUUUGCCUGUAAAGUAAUGUUAGGUUAGGUUAGCUAACCUAACUAUCGCACGAUCGCAACAAUUGCAUGUCAAUUUUUUUUUUUUAUUGUGGAACGAUGGUAUUGACUGAGUUAUAAUAAUAUUAUUACUUAUAUCGUCACUCUAUCGAAGUUGGUGACGGAUUUGUUUGUAAAAACAAAUUUGGUUAAAAGUGUGCGAGCGCAUUGGGCAAUGGUCGUUUGGGCGAAGGUAGUCAUUUUGAAUAAAUAAUAAGUAGUAAAUUUGGGCGAAUGAAAUUAUUUUUACCUGUGUGUUCUUUUGUUAUCUUUUGACCGCACUUUAAAUUGGGGGGCUGAAAAUGUUAUCAUAAAUAAGACGGGAGACUCCGUCCUUCCUGGUUCCCCCUUCCACUUUAACCACUGGUUUUACUCGUGUGUAUUUACUCCUGCAGCAGUAUACGCGUGUUCUUGGAUCGUUUCUUUAAUAUAAUAUAUUUUGCUAAGAUCGUCGUCGUUUGCGUUUAUAAUUCUUGUAUAACACCAAUACAUUAUGUACUUACAAAAAAUAACUGAAAAUAAAACGAAAAGAUCGCGUUUUCGUUGUUACGUACGAUUGUGGCAACGCGUCUAUUACAAAAUCGCAUACAUACUCGUAAUACGUUGCCGUAUGUAUAACAACAAUCAUAAUGAUAAUGAUAAUAAUUUUAUUACUUACUGCGCGAUUGCCGGUGUUCUCGUGAAAAGUGAAAACGACAUCGAGUCGUAUACCUAUCGCGUGUGUGCCGUAAUACCAUGUACAUAGUACGUACGGCCGGCUUUAGGUAAUUCUGUACACACACAACGCAUUAUAGGUAUACGUCAAGACGCGCGUGAUUGGUAUUUUGUCGUCACACGAUGCCGUUUUUUUAGUAUUAUUUUCAACUUUUAAUCGAUCCGAAACACUCUUAUAGACUAUUUUACAGACUUUUACCGUCCUAAAAACGUACGGAAACGCCUAUAAACGGGUGAAAAAUGAAAUAUUAACAGCCCUAUACCCACACAUAACAAUACAAUGUGUUAUUUCCAUCUAGGCCUAUAAAGAAAUUGACCGAUAGCUGAUAGAGAGAGAGCGAGGUUCGGGGCUAACAUUGUUAGAUAAAUGUAGAUUAUAUACGACUUGUUAUCUAUAGGUAUAGGCGUGCGCAAACCUCAAUUACAGGGGUGGUAGAGGACUAUUUUAAUCAAACAAUAUACGCUAAAUGAAUAUUGUAUACAAGUAUCCCAAUUGUAUAGUAAAUAUUAAAUACCAUGAUACUCAAUCAAAAUAAUUAUAAAUAUAAUACAUAGGUACCUGAUAUUUGUCAUGUAUGCUAUGUAAUUUUUAAAACAAAGCGAUACGUUUUACAUCAUAGGCCAUUAGAGGACCACUGUAGGCAAUGUGAGUGGGAAGUUGGGAAGGUAGAAUGUAUAAGAUAAAAUGGUAAAUUAUUGCAAAUUAAAAAAAUACGAGUACGCAUAGCUACUCCUAAAAGGCCAGAAUAUUUUUAAAAUUCUAUUAAGUCUAGAAAGUGCUUAUACUUGUUUAAGGAAAUUCAUUAGAUGAAAUGUACAAGUCUCUAAGAAUAUUGUUUACUGGAUUAAAUGAAAAAAAAAAAAAUAUUUAAAAUACCACUAACCGCUAUUACGUAAAUAUUCUAUUUUUUCUUGAUUUUUCUCCAGUAUUAACUCUUUCACUACCCUUGGAUACUCCAGGAUAUUAAAAAUAUGAUAACGGCAUAACUGAUAACGAUGAAAAACGAUAAUUUCGUAGCUACUCCAUGCCCGUACACUUUGUUCGCACGCGUAUAAACGGUAGAUAAAGAGAGAAAAAUGGGUAAAAUCCUAACAGCAUUGCUAUAGAAAAUGAUAGUGAACAGUGAAGGUCCAAUAACCGUAUGCCCAUUGGCUGUAUAUUCCAUAAUAAUACCUACCAGGCAAUUCAGGAAGGUAAGGUACGGGAGACCGAUAGAGAGUAAAUUUAAAUUUGCAAGUUUUUAAGCAUUUAUGUUUUAUUGAAAUCGGUUCGCUAUAUCGCUUAUGCGUCGUUGUAGUUAGUUUUGGUGAAGGUGUUUAUUUCAAUAACCAUAUAUUUAUGCGAAAAUAAUGUAUGGCACUUGCACAUUAUUUUUAUUAAGCGUAAAAAUAAAACACCCGUCACGUGGAUUAGCGGCUGAAACAAUCCGCUUGAAUAUAAUGUUAUAAUAUAGUAUUACGAAAACUAACUAUCGCGUAAAACAAUUAUUGUUACUACGUUAAAUUACAAAUGUGACAAAAACUCAAUCGGUACGUUACAGUGCAUUAAUUUAAAUCUAAUAUUAAAUAUCGGUAAAUGCCCAGUAGUUAUAUACUUAUAUACCUGCCUACUGAUUUUUGUGUAAUAAUUAAUUCGAUAAUGCUUCGGAAUACAUCGAAUUAUUUCGAAAAACAAAUAACGUUAACCGCUACGUAGUUAGUAAUAAUAAUAUUUGUACGUUCACUAUUGCACGGUUUAAAAGUUAAGUAAUCGUUACAUUUUAGUACAAUAUUGUUAAAAUACAAACAUAAUAAUUGUGUGUACUUACUUACAAUGCAUGGCGAUAAUUUGAAUGCACUGCAGUACGAAGACAUACUAUAAACUGCACGUUCUGCACGUCACGUAAGUAGAUUGAAAUAUUUAAUUUUUCAUAAUAUGUAUUUAUUAUAUUUAAGGUGUGUGGUGUACGGUACUUACUAAAGGAAAUGAUUUCAAUAAUAAUUACAUAUUUACAUUACGUUUGUAAUAAGUAUAGUUGGACGAUUUUUCCAUUUUUUAAACUUAGAAUAAUUUAUUAAAUUUUUAAGUAUUAAAACCAUUCAAGUCUACAGGAAUUUUUCAUAUUCUAUAACGGUGUGCCCAAUUGCGGCCAACCACGAGCCGAAUCCGAUCUUCAAAAGUAUAGGAAAUAUAAAUUGGAAAAAAAUUUAAUUUAUUAGUUUAUCUAGACAUUUUUUCUAAAAAAAUGCCUUUUUUUUUUUCUAUUGCUUACACAGUCAAUAACGUAAGUUGUUAAUUGGACAUGACAAUCUAGCGUUAUCGUUGUAAUGUCGCUUAAUAAUAGAAUAAAUAUUAUCGUGUUUAUCAAACAUUAACAUUAUAUCCAUCGCCAAUAUCGAUUUAAUUUUUCUUGGUUUCGAGCUAUCUUGUUAUGUGCUGUGCAGUCUAGAAAGUCAAAAAAAAAAAAAAACCCGAAAAUCGGCUUCGAACAUCUUGUUUUUCGAGAUCAGUGGGAAAACUAUUAUUAUUUUUUUUUUUAAAUUUCUUCUUUAUUUUUAAAUUAAAUCGACAAAUCUGAGUAUUACCAUUUCGAAUAUUGCGUAUAGUAAGCACUCAAACUAAAAAAUAAAAAGAAGAAGAUUGAUGUGUAUUUUUAAAAAUUUGGUACACCGGCAUUAAAAAUAUACUUACACGCGAAUUUGAAAAUCGUUUCAAACACAUUUAAUGAAAGAAUAUUAUCAAUUUAUUUGAAAAAACUAAUCGAACAUAAUAUAAUGUAAUAAUUAUUUAAAAUCAUAAUCAUGAUUCAACCUCUGAAAAUCUUGUUCAAAUUUUAUUCAAAUCAAUCAAUCUAAAGAAAACUUCCUCAAACGUUUUCAGCCUAGAAAUCAACUUAUAUUCCAUAUAGGGUGAUCAGAAUAACGUAAGAUACUAUCAUUAUCUUGGAAAGUAUUGGCUUUUUCGGAAUUUGCUAUUCAGAACAUUUUGGAAAUGAGUAGCUCUAAACGGUUACGUUAACUGUUUUUUUGUCACCCUUAUUUUAGAGGUUGAACUAUCUAUUUUUUAUUUUAAAAUGAUAAAUGAUAUUAAAAUAUUCCGUAAAAUAGUUUGAGUAUUAGUUUAAAUACAUUUUGGUGUUAACAUUUUUAAUUUCCUUCAACCAGUUAACGAACUACAUUUCAAUUUCGGCGUGGGUAGAGUGGUGGAGUAUUAUUUGUGUGACAGCACAGUGGGCGACGUUUCAAUAGUGUUCCAAUCAAAAUCAGAUACUGAUUUCACUCCCAAAAAUAAGGUGACAAAAGAAAGAAUAACGUGAAAUUUUUUAAAUGUUCUAAAAGGUGAAUUCCAAAAAAAUUUAAUUAUUUCCGAGAUAAUGAGUGUCUUACGUUACGUUGAUCACCUUGUAUAUUCGUUUCAACAUAAACGUUUAACAUAUGUAUUGACGAGUAUUUUCGAUUAUAAAAAUCGAUAAAAGUAAAACUCGAUCUCGCAUAACAAUAGUGAACAUCGUGUCGUUUUUCGGGUGAGUUUUAGUAAAUUAGAACCCAAAUAUUGAUGUUCUCUGCGAACAAAAACACGAUCAGCAUUCAAAUUGAACUAAUUUUCAUAGUAAUUAUUGAAGAAAACAAUAUUAUUACAUUUAAAACGUAUUUUUAUACAAAGAAUACAAAUUUUAUAAUUUCCAUUCGAAACGAUCAAUUUAUAUUAAUUAGACAUUAGGCGCAUGUUUUAGUUUCGGUUAACUGAAAAUUGUUUAAUUUUUGGCCCGUCAAGAUAAUUUUUUUUUUCCCACGGCCCUCGGUAAAACAAAACGUCGAUUGCCACUGCAUAGACACUGCAUUAUUAUAUUUUAACGAUACCUAUUGAUAUAGGUACUUAAUAUUAUUUUGCUGUAUCGGCUCGAGUGUAGGUACUUAAUACGAAAUCAUCGUGGCCAUACGAUAUUAUAGAUUUCGAUUUAACAACGAUUACUAAAUAUUAUAAACGUUACGUUAUGUCGCGUGUUAAUCAAAUUCAGUUUUGUAAAUAAUAUAUUGUUGUCGCGGGUACAAUACGCGAUCGUGUGCCAUAUAUUAUUCGUUAUUGUGCAGUAUACUAACGAAAUAAAAAAAAAAAAAAAAUAAUAAAUAAAACAAACUUAUAAAUUAUUCAUUUACGUAAGUCGGUACACACGAAAUCAUUUCUUUGUUGUUUGUUGAAUGUACUUGUAUAUUAUAAAUACACACACACACACAUAUAUAUAUGUACAUUUAACGAUUGCGCAUAAUUAAUUUCCACUUAUAUUAAAAUAUUAUGCUUAUGUAAACAACCUGCGAACGUUUUUUUUUUUUUUUUUCUUCUUCUCCCGAUUGUAAUUAGAUACUUUCGUAGUUUUCGUACCGAUUACACAAUCGGUAGACGAAUACUAUUAUAUUAUGUUUCGGAUUUAUAACAUAUCAUAAUAAUCUAUAGUUUGAUUGUGUAAAUCACGGUGUCCAUGAAUACAUUGGAGGAUUUCCUGUUUGUAUACUUUCAGAACCAGAAAAUCGGUCACCCAAUUUGAUACCGUAUCCGAAUUACGAACAUAACCGUUUGGCCUCGAACACGACCGAACGCAUAGUGUCGGUGUUCCGCGUUAACGUGGACGCGUGCGACCGGCUGUGGCUGGUGGACACCGGUCUGGACGACUUCUUGGGCGCCAGCAAUCAGGUGCACCCUCCGAAAAUCAUGAUAUUCGACCUGAACACCGACACCCUAAUUAGGCAAUACACGUUCAAGUCCGCCGACAUAACACCCGAUUCGUUUUUCGCCAACAUCAUCGCCGACACGACCAAAGACACUUGCGACGACGCGUACGCGUACGUCCCGGACCUGGGCGGUUACGGGCUGGUCGUGUACAGUUUCGCGACAAAUACCUCGUGGCGGGUUAAGCAUCAUUAUUUCCAUUUCGACCCGUUGGCCGGUAACUUCCACGUGGGCGGCCAAAACUUCCAAUGGACCGACGGUAUAUUCGGCGUGGCCCUGUCACCGGUCAAGGAAGACGGUUUUAGAACGCUGUACUUCCAUCCGCUGUCCAGCACCCGGGAAUUCUGUGUGUCCACACAUAUCGUACAGAACGCCAGUAUCGCUUCGGACAGUUAUUACGAGUACAAAGUGCUCGGGUCCAGAGGCCCGAAUACGCAGGCCACGUCGUCCUCGUUGGACGAGAACACCGGCGCCAUGUUCUACACUCAAGUGAACAAGGACGGCGUCGGUUGCUGGAACUCGUUCCGGAACGCGGACGAGUAUUCGGCCGACACAAACUUCCUAGUGGCGUCCGACAGUCAGACGAUGGAGUUCCCAAACGAUCUCAAAGUGGACAAAACGGGAACCCUCUGGGUGAUCUCGGAUAAACUGUCCGUGUUCCUGUUCAAGGGCCUCGACCUCAACGAAACGAAUUACAGAGUUUUUAGCGCCCCCGUCGUUGACGUUAUCAAGGGCACCGUGUGCGACAUUAAAUAGACGUGACGUCAUAAACCGUACUCAAGUAUUGUAAUAUGGCACAUUGAAAAACUUUGGUUCCUUAUAUCUCACGAAAUUAUGGGUACCUGCUACACUUAAACAACUCAAUACACGGUUUUUUAUUUUACUAAACCUAUAAUAGUAUUAUUAUUUUAUACAAUUUUUUUUUUAUAAGUUAGUUUUGAAUAAUAUUUUAUUUGCGUUCUAGUAAAAUGUGCGUGUAUAAUUAUUCACAUUUUUUUAACAUUGAAUACAAAUUCGUUUUAAGACAUAGUAUAUUAUACUUGUAAUAUAGUAUACAAUAGAAUAUAAUAAAAGUCGGAUUUUUUUUUACUGUUAAAUAUUUCUUUUUAGCGUUAUUAAUUAGAUCCUAAAAACGUUUAGAUAGCUGAUGACUAAUUUUAAUGGUAUUUUUCGAAGAAAUUGAAAACACUAAUAAGUUCAUGUAUAAUAAUAUUACUUAACAAUUGUUUGUAUUUUCGUUUAGCAGUCAGUAGAAUAACAAAAUACCCGUUAUUAUAAUAUUUUUUUAAGGAGUAGAAAAAAUAGCAAUUACUCAAUAAAUUAAACUGCGCGCAUAUAUCUCAAAGACUGAGUUUUAGUAUCUGAGUAUCUGGACAGUUAAUAAUCGUAAUAACAUAGUAUUAUCAUACAGAAAUCGAAACAAUCAUACUAGUUAUGUUAUUACUAUAAUUGUGUGUGUUAUCAAUUUCCGAAAAUUUUUUUAAUGAAAUACAUGAUAAUAUAUCAUAUAUACCUAAGACCAGUGGGGUGCCUGGGAAUUUUCGAUGGGAGGGGAUGUUUUGAAUAAGAAACGCGUAUGAAUCGUAAAAUCGCUUCCUCCAUCUGACUCGACUAAGGGAAUGGAAAAGCCGGACCUUAAAGAAACCCAAUUUCUAAUCAAUACAUUUUGCUCAUAACUUAGUCGAAGUACGUAUAUUAUACAUUUCGAGAUUAAAUUACUAAAUAAAUACUUCUAUUUUUCUUUUUUAGUUUUAAGCCGAUAAUGGGGGGGGGGUGGUAGUGUAGUCCCUAACCUCUCCCCGCUGUAUAAGACGGAAUAGUUUUAAACAACAAUAUAAUAUAGUCUUGCUAUUUUCAUUAUUUUUCCUUACAAUUUAUUUCAUUCUAUUCAUAUUAUACUGUACAUUCGUCUUACACGAUAACAAUAUCGUUAUACCGUACGAACGGCAAAUCGUAUUUUAUCUAUAAUAGUAAAUUUAUCUCAAUAAAAAGAAAAAACAACAAUGAUAAAAUACUCUUCCCUAACAUAUUUACUAUCGUGUUAGUGCCGUUUUCUUCGUGGUCGAUACGUUCUCGUAUUUUGAUCCUUGAUCUGAAUAUAUUUUACUCCUAUAAUAUAUCGGUAAAGAUUUGUACUUAACAUAAUUGUUUAUUUGAUUUUAAAUACUCUAGUGUUAUAGAAUACAGUUUAUAAUUUAAUAACGUCUAUUACUGCCGUCACUAUUGAUGUAUUUAAUAAGGUUUUGAUUUUCUGAUAACUGCAGUUGACAAUUUUAGUUUCAAAUAUAAUUUAAGUUUUUUUAGAUUCUGAGCGCGAUGAGAAAUUUGUUGGGCUUAAUAAUUAAAUUUUCUCAGUUCCCGUAUAUUAUAAUUUAGCUACCUUGAAAAUGUCGAAACGCAUUAAACACUAUGGGAAAAAAUGCGUGGAAGCGUUCAAAUUUUAAUUUUGAAUUAAUUAAUAUACAUCUCAGAAAUGAUAGUACAACAAUGGCUUGCGUUUCAAUGACCCCUUUAAAAACUGACCUAUCUGAGGAAACGUUAUGACGUCAUAACGUACGCACGUGUAGCAUUUGUUUUUUUUUAAACGUUCGCCUACUUAGUGUACUAAUAUUUAGCUUUGGAUACCUUUUUAAUGGUGUUUUAAAACAGUAUCUAUGUUGUAUAGCUAAUUAAUGUUUAAGUAUGACUAUUUCUGUGAAAUCUAGGAGAUUUUUAUUUAUUUAAACUCGUUUUCUCAGCAACUCCUUUAGGCCAACCCACGAAUUGAUUCUUAUAUUCCAUGCUGUACAUUUGCAAUUUGUCGUUAUUUUAACACUUUAUUCAAAUGUCCUGUAAAAUUUUUCACCAAUGUUGCUGACAGAUAGUAGUACUUUAAAAAACACUGUCUUUAUUUAAAUCCGGGCAUUUAUUUACUAUCAAUAUUUUAAAAUACGAAAUCUUAUAUGCAAUAAAAAUGACUAAUGCAUAAUUUUGUAUUUAAUUAAAAUUGUAAUUUCAUCAAUUACAAGUUAAUAUUAUUGAAUUACAUUGUCUACCUACAUUGUUGUUUGAAGUAACCAGCUAAGUCGAAUGAAAAUUAAUUUCUAUAAACAACUAAAAUAAAUAGUUCAAAACAUAAUUCAACAUACAGAAUAAUUUGAUAAUUUUAAAUAUUUUAUAGUCUACACAAUUGUAGAUAUUUGAUAAUUAAAUACGAAUUACCCGAGUUCAGCAGUAAUUUUUGUAAAAUCCUAUAUAAUUGUGUUUGUCCGUAUAGAGUGUUAAAAAAUAUAUUGUUGAACUUUAAACUAUAAAAUAUUUUUUAUCACAAUAUUUGGAUUUAUUCUACAAGUUUUUUAAUUUGAAUUUUAUCACGUGAUGUUCUUUUCACUACAAUAUUUUAAUAUUUAGAACGAAUAAUACACGGGAGUUCAUUGACAACGGUGAAUUUACAUUAAAAAAAAAAUAAAAAAGAUUUGAAACAGGUAAGUACAAACUUAAUGAUAUUAAUAAUUCGUAUUUAUGUUUUAAAAAUAUGCAGCAGGCAUUUAAGAAUAUAUCACUGAAAUUGGGUAAUCAGGCAUAUUGCUUAUUAUACUACGAUUGAGUGUAUUUAGAAACCAGACUAAUAUCGCGGUGGUGGAUACGUUUGGUGUUAGUAUGGUUUCUGCGAGUAGAAAGAAGAACAAAUACGGUAUUGAAAUUAAAGCGCGCCAAUCAAUUCCAUUGUAAGAAUAUUGAUAUUUUCGUUUAUACAGCGUCUUCUCCUUAUACCUCGCCUAUUUUACUCAUUUAUUUCUAGUCGUUCACCGUGGUCCUUAACUCCACCAUGUGUCGGUCCCUCUUUUUACUUAUUUUCAUCCACACGCAUUCUUAAAACACCUCUUACAACCUCUGAUUCGUCUCUUUUCAUUAAAUGCCUGAAUUAAAGCUCUCAUCCUUUCAAAAAUCGUAACAACGCCUAUUUAUGUUACGCUUUACAGACUCAUCCCUUAUUAUAUCACCUCUAGUGUAUGCACUCAUUCAUCUCAACAUUCUUAUCUCUACUCUACUCAUCUCUUGUCAUAAAUUGUUGUCCACUACAUUCUAAUAAUUUAACCUUACCAUACUUCAUCGUCGGUCUCACGACGGUUUUGUAAAAUUUAUCAACCAUUAUAAUAGGAGUCCUAUCUUAUUACACUGUACCCCUGAUGCAUAUUAUAUCCAUUUCAUUUAACCAUAUUUAAUACUUUUGUUUUCUAUUCUAUUAAAAUCUAUCGUUCCUAAAUAAAAUGAUCUUACAUACUCUAACUUCACCUACUUUAUCCUCACUCAUCGUCAUACCUUUCCUUCACUCACCCUCAUUUUACCCAAAAUUAUAUUCUAUAUACUUUGUUUUAUUUAUACUAAUCCUUAAUUCUUUUUCUUUCGUUUAUACAGUGUAGUGAUAAAAUAUUGUACUACUCGAACACACACAUACAUAAAAACAUACAUGCAUACAUACAUACAUACAUACAUACACAUAGAUAACGGAUACACAAUCUACAAGAAUAUACCGGUCCUGCGAUAACCUGACGAUUGCAUUUUGUAGGUUCGAAUCUAGACCAGUCUCCGGCACUUAUACCAUACCCGAACUUCGAGAACAACCGACUGCCCAGUCCCGGGGAAGCGGCCAACGACCGGAUUAUCAGCGCUUUCCGGAUGAGCGUCGACCAGUGUGACCGGCUCUGGUUGGUCGAUAUGAGGGACUCGAACGGUACCAGUUUCGGAAAUCCAGAGCUGUUCGUAAUCGAUCUAAACACGGACCAGGUGAUUCGACAGUUCACUAUCACAAAUGACGUGAUGAACAAGGACGGUGGAUCGUUUUUCCCGGGUUUGAUAGUCGACGUGGACCCGAGGGCGUGCGACCAGGCGUUUGCUUACAUAGCCGACAUUCACUGGGGCAUGGUGGUGUACAGUUUCUGGGAGAACACGGCGUGGCGAUUGGCGCAUCAUUACUUCUUCUUCGACCCGUUAUCCACGUCGCUUAACAUCGGAGGCGUCUCGGUACUUUGGACGGACGGCUUGUUCGGAAUGACCCUGUCCGAAUACCACUCAGACGGCUACCGGACGCUCUACUUCCAGGCGCUGGCCAGCACCAGGAUGUUCUCGGUGAACACGCGUGUUCUUCAGUCCAACGCUAGCCUGGAAGAUACGUUUGACCAUUAUCGGUUCAUCGGUUGUCGUCGCGCUGGCAUGCAGGCGUCCACGAUGUCCAUGGACCACGAGACGGGAGCGAUUUUUUACCCACUCGUCCAUCAGGAUGCGGUCGGCUGCUGGAAUCCGAAACGGUCCCAGUGGCUUUCGUCCCAAACAUCGGCCGUGGUGGCCCAGGACCCGGAAACGCUCCUGUACCCGUCCGAACUCAAGGUGGUCAAUUCUAACCUGUGGGUGAUCAGUGAUAAAAUGCCCGUGUUCCGGUUCCGGGUGUCUGACAUCGACUUGAACCGGGUCAAUUACCGCGUGUUCAGCGCGCCCGUCGCCGAAGUCAUCAGGGGAACCGUUUGCGAGCCGGUCACACAUCACGAAUAUCCGCAAAACGGCGAGACCGCCGGCUAUAAUCAAUGGCAUCAUCAGUAUACGGUGUGAUUGCAGCCGUCACAGUAGUCGGCACGAUAAUAAUUACAUAACGACGUGAGACGCUCUUCAAAUACUACCCAUGUCCGGAGUGCAGACAACCGCAGAUCCACUUGGUCGUCCCGCCAUAUUUUGUACAGAACCUAUUGUUUACAAUCUGUGUUUAAAUUAUUAUUAUCAUUAUUAUUAACUUGAUAUUUACAUACAAUCAAAAAGUAAAUAAUCAAAAUACUAGAUGUUCGGCAUCUAGUCAAACAAUAAACAAUCAAAAUAUUUUUAAUACGUGUUUUAGUUGUACGAUAAUAACAUUGAACUGGUCGGUCGAACAACGGGAAGGGAAUUUAUUAUAUUACUAUGUACGCGUCGGUGUUAAAAAAAUAAAAUCAAAGAAAAAGCUCAUGUAUUUACGGGUGAAAAUCGUCCAGUAAAUAGUAUUGGCAUCAUUCAAUACGAUGAACUUUAAUAAUUAGUGUUAACAUUACAAAUAAUAUUUAGGUAAGUGUUGUGCCGUUGACGUUUCGGACUAUUCAAAAGGAACUGAGUUCCACCAGUUAUUUUUCUUCAAUUUUUUUUUGAAAAAAACAAAAUUAUUUUAACCUAUUAGACACAUCCAAGAGUUGCAGUUUGCAGGAACGCGCGAGUCCAAUAAUGCACACGAAAACCACGAUCAAAUUAAAAUUGGCUUUUGAGUGAAAAAAAAAAAAUAAAUAAAUAAACGUCCUAGUUUGUUACAGUCAGUGGUUUUGUGCAAUAUGUUUUAUUAACACGAGCAUUGGACAAUUUCACAAAAUAAAGUAUAAAUUAUUAUGCAAACGUCAAUUUUGUACCCGUAGAUUAACAUUAAUGCCAUGCGAUUAAUAUAAAUUAUAAACGCAAUGAAGCAUUGAUAAAUAUUAGACGAUGUGAUAGUUAAUAUUUAUUAAUACUCGUCGCUAUGUAAUAUUAUUAACAAUGGCAAAGAUUUUUAAAUUCGUUUUUGUUGAAAUGCUCUUAAAAAUAUUAAUAGCGUCUAAAAUGCCGAAUGCCUUUGUUGCAUUUAGUAUUUUAAUUUUGAGCCUUCGUAGUAUUGAGUAACCCGUAUUGGCAUUUUAUGAAUGUGCUGAAUUCCCGAGCCAAUAUAACAAGAAUAUUUCGUAAAAAUGCUGUUCUAAAAUGAAACGUUCCUAGUAUUCGAUAUUAUUGUUUUUACAAUAAAUUUACUUGCGCUUGAGAAAUCUCAAUAUGUUGCUGUGUACUUCGUAUUUUUCACAAAUUAAUUUUGUCUCGAAAAUAUUUCGUCAAAGCCGCCGCCGAUUUCAUUACUGCAGUUUUAUUGUAUCUAAAAUGUUAUUACUGAUGGCGUAUACAUGUCAAAAGGCAUGCAUUUUAAUAUUGAAACAAUAUAAUAUACACGACUUACUGCACAUAGAGGCGAUCCUAAGGGGAGGUUUGGGGGGGGGGUCUGACUAGGAUCACCUCUGAUUGCACAUAUCAUCAGCUGUGUACACUGUAUAAAACGGGUAUUUAUUUAAAAAUCGUGAAUGUAGACGUCUGGAAUGCCUAAAUGUUGAAAGCACAAACUCAGAGCCUAGGGAUUUACGGAUAUCUAAAUUUGGAUACAAACUUGGAAUGCACUGUAGGUUUCGAUAUUUGUACAUCCUCAGAUUCUAGGUUCGUAAUUUCCGAAUUUGUACGUUCCAUAUUUUAUAUUCCACACUUGUAAAUGUCAGGUUUUUACAAGCUCUCGUAUAAAAUAGUAUAACUGAAUUAAUCACGUCUCAAGUCUCUCAUAUUAUUUCUCUUGUAACGAACGUAUGACACAUUCUCAUUCUACCAAGUUAUUAUAUAUAUAAUUCAAUUAAAUUGUGCAUUCAUUUCAUAACAUAUUCCUAAGUGAAUUCUUAUUCACGCCAUCUACUAUUAGUAAUAUCACCGUUUAAUGACGACGACUUUACGACCGUGUUGAAUGGACGCGCGUUUCAGAAUUUCCCACGUUCACUGCCUGUAGAUCAGGUAAAUCUAUUGCCUGAGUUCUGACGCACGGCGGUUAAAAAAUGACAAUAGAUUGCCAAAAAAAAAAAAAAUUUUAAUUUUUGAACACUGAAAGAUGUAAGUUUACCGAGUUACGUGUCGAAAAUAGAACCGUCUAUGUUAUUAUUAAGAGGACGUAUUCGUAGGGGUCGCGUAUAGGCAAUUUAAACGAUAUUUUUGAAUAUUUCGCAUCUCAAAUAUUCAGAUUCACACAAUUUUUAUGGGCGUUUUGCGUCUUUUCAAGCCACAAUCUAAUAACUGAACUAUUACAUACUUCAUUAAAGCUCUUUGUUAUUUUAUUUGCUUGUUUUAUUUUUAAACUGAGCGUCUGUAUAAUAUAUUUAUUUGUGUACAUUAAUUCAUCAAAUUUAUCGUUGACGAAUCAAUGCAUUUUUAUUUUAACCAACGUCACAAGCCGUUGUAACCGAAGUACAUAUAAAAAACAGUUUGACCUUAAAUUCGUAUCUACACGGAAGCAUCCGAACAUUUGUGGCUUGAAGCUGAUUACACAGGUUUCAAUGAUAUCCGAAUCGAGGUCAAUCGGGUGUGCACACACCCGGGCUCACCCGGUAUAAUAUAUGUUUAUGACUUCAACACCGGAGCCUUUUAUCUCUUUUGCAUAAUAAUGUGAUCGCUGCAGACACGACCAGAGAUUGUGUGUUCGUACAUGUAUCAACGUCGUAUUCCGGAUAAACUGUGUAACAAUGUCUGCAGUUUCAGAAACCGGUUCCGAAACGCGACGCGAGGCGAGUUGGGCGGCUUCCUAAUCACAGACAUUAGUGUUCAGAAACGGACAAAACAGGAACGCUUCGAGCGCUUCCGUACAUAACCCUAUUAAGUACCUAUAAUUAACGGGGACCAUGGGCCCUUCCAUUGGCCGUAGUUUUUUCAAAAUACUUUUGUUAUAAUCGUUCCGUGUUUAUGCUAUACUUCAUUGUGGUGUAUGCGAUUUAUAUUCUCAUAUGUUGUUGACUAAGUAAGUAUAUAAUAUAUUUUUAAAUGUAAUAAAAAAAAAAAAAAAAAUAAACGUGCAAUUUCGGGUUUGUUUGUUUUUUUUGUUUUUCGACCCAUCCAUUGAGAAGUCCUGGAUUACGCGCCACUAUGUAUUAUAUUUGGUAUUUUGUACGGGGACUUGUUAUCCGGAGACAGUCGAUUACGUCUCAAAGUCGGGUAAACAAAACAUCGAAUAUAAUAAUGUUGUCUAAUGUGUCCGACGAAAUUUCGAUUGCGCCUGGUUUCAAGCAACCUAUAGGCAUUCGAAUUUCAACGGUGUCCGACGAAAUCUCAAUGCCUUUUUAUGUCUUUCUUAAAUUACGCCAUAAUUUGUAAAUUAGGUAAGCGUUCGAUAAAUUGCGUUAAUACGAGUAUUUCUAUUGCGUCUGAUAAAAUUUGUACCACUCUGCAAUAACAAUAUGUCAGUGUACACAUAUUAAUUAUCAAUAUUAUCGUAUUAUAGAUGUUAUAGGUCAAUUUUAGAGUGAAAAUAAAAAUACAAAAACCUUUAUAUAAUAUAUUUUAUCAUCAUUUAUUUGUUAUUACAAAUUCACAACUAAAGAUUUGUUUAUAGUAUUGCGAUAACAAAAUCAUUAGAAAUUGUACACAGCAUAAUAAAAUAUUUAUUUAUACAACAAAUUUAUUUUAUACAAAUCUAUAACACUUAUUUGUCGACACAGCUCCCGUGAUUUUUCAGGCAUUUGUCACAGCGUGGUAUAAGUUUUUAUAAACCCUCUUCAUAGAAUAUUGCUGCCUGUGCAGUCAAAAAUGUAGUAGCGUGUUUUUUCAGCUGUUUCAUCGCUGUUGAAACGCUGACCACCAAGAAAAAACUUCAGAUGUACAAACAGAUGAAAGUCAUUAGGAACGAGGUCGGGGCUGUGCGGAGAGUGGCCAAAAACGUUCCAGCCAAAGCCCUGUAGGAGUGUUUUUGUCGCAUUCGCAAUGUGUGGUCGGGCAUUGUCGUGGAUGAAACUACGCCGUUUUUGAGCGUUCCUCGGCGCUCGUUCUGUAUUGAGCGGCGCAAUUUCUUAAGCGUCUCGCGAUAAGCAUCUUUAUUGAUUGUUUCAUCUCGUAGCAACAAAUCAAUCAGUAAGAUGCCUUGUCUGUCUCAAUUUCACAAGCGGUGGGAUUUACGUUCAACUCGGCCAUUAUGAACAAGCGCUACGAAGUACACACACACAACCAAUAGCGAGCUCACACCGGCGUAAUUUCGUUUUAGUUAAUACAGAGUGCUUGUCGAGCUUAUGCAGCACUGCCGAGGGAAAAAAUGGAAACGGAACUUAUUUUCUGGACAUACCUCGUAUAUAUUAUACAUAAUUGUAUAAAUAGCACUAACUAUACGAAGACCCGGAGAAUAAUUCACUGAAUCCGUAGCCCGUAGGUUUAUAUGUAAAACCGGAGUAUUCGGGUGCAACCCUACUUACAUCCCGAAAUAGUUUAAAUUCUAAUUGAUGUUUGUCUGUAAAUCAAAGUCGAUUUCUUAAAUUUAAAACUAUGAUAUUAGAAAAAUAUGCAGUUUAAUGUAAGUUUUAGUAUAAUUGAAACAAUACGCGAACAUAUUUUUAACUCAGCUCAACACAAAUAUCAAAUUAAUGAACAUGAUAUGGAAACUACUAAAAAUAAAAGGACAAUAGACAAACCGUUUAUUUAUUUUACAUUUACUUGACUUUGGGACCCAAUUGAAAAAGGGACGUAAUUGAAAUUUUGUAUUUUUUUUUAUCUGGUUUUUGAUGUAUAGAAAGAAAUAUUUAUAGAUAUUCGAAUAGUUCUCUUAUGAAUUUUAUAAAGAACUGAAAAAUACUGUAUUAAUAAUAAUAUAAUAUCAUAUUAUAUACAGAGAUACAGGGAAAACUGAACAAAAAUCGAAUUUAAAAUUUAAGUCAAUAAAAAAAAAUAAUACAUUUAUAUACCUAGGUGUACUAACUUGUAGUAUUAGCAUCAGUAUAUUAAAUAUAAUAUUUAUUAUCUUUUCAGUCAAAUUUCAAUAUAACUAAUUUAAUAUUUUUAAAUAUUUUCUUAAUAUAAAAUAGAGCCAUUACAUUUACAUAUUAUUUUAAUUAAAAAAAAAAAAUCCCAAAAACUGUUAAACUGAAUUUAGGUGCUAAGUGGAGCGAAGAAACUUAUGGUUAGUUUAUUAUUAUUAUUAUUAUUAUUUUGUUUUAUCUGUAAACAAUUUUUAUACAAGAAAUAUUGCUCCGAUUUUUUAAGUGUAGCACUUUUUCUGAAAGAAAAUCCGACUGGAGUAUUCCUUUAAGAAGGUCAAUUUUUUGAUUUUCUCAAGAGUUUUCUCAAUAUAUUGAAAAAAAAACGGAGGAAAACCGGGAGAACGGAAAAAUAGAUACAUUUUAAACAAAUAUGAUCAAAGAAAAUGUUUAAUGUACGUACAUCUGUAAUUAUUUUACCAUAGUAUGGCAUACAUAUUGUUGACAAAACAACACUAUUAACUGAAAUUUUAAUAGUAAUAGUUUAUCGUUGCUUAUAGAUACACUUACAUUAAAUUCCCUUCUAUAUCUUACCUUUUCAACUUCCCACGUACAACAGUGGCUGCACUCACGUGCGAAGUGUGUCUUUUUUUUUUUAAUAUCAAAUUCAAAAUUAUUUAGAUAUACGUUUUUUCCAAAAUUAAAUAGCAGUGGAAAUAAAGAUUCUUGAUAAGAAAAAAUAAUAACCAAUUUAAUGGAUAUUUAUUGAAUAAUAUUGAAUAUUUCAGAUACUUGAGUACUUUUAUUUUAGCAAUAGGUAACAGAUAAUAUAAUAUCUAUGUAUAGAAUAUUCAACAUUUUUCGAUUUUCUAAUAAUUCUGAAAUGUUUUCCUUUUUUCCUCUGAAUUUUCACUCCAUUUGGCACCACUGGGUCUUUGGUACGGUGUUUCUUUUAAGAACUUCUUUCCUACUUGGCUUCUAGUAACUGAGAACAAUGGAACUAAGUAUUAAUUGCUGGUUAUUACCCCUAGAAAUUCAAAAAAUGUCGAAUUGUCGCUUAAUUCUUAUUUUACGUUCAAAUAUUUCUUUUGGCUAUGAUCUGUGGAUGCUGGUUUACAGAUAUAUACUAAUCUCACGGACCAAUUACAACGUCUACUACAGUGUCUGCAUCCCCUGCCAAUAAGUCAUGCAGAUAUAAAACAGAAAUAUGUAGACAUAUAGCCCAAAUUAUGUUUUUUUUCUUUCACUUUCAGAAGGUUGUGGCGUGGUGUGAUGCGCUAUGCCGCGGUAAUAGGUCUAAAUUGGUCCGAACGCUCUUUUUUUUUAUCUUAAUCGCUCCUUUUUUGUCUUCUUGUUUUUCUCCAUUACGUCUUGUGAUUUUUCACUUGAGGUCUUAUCCUCUAAUAGAUUUAAGAAUAAUACUAAUGUGUUAUUUUUUAUAGGUACAGAAAAAAACCGUUCUCCAUUGCUGGUUCCAUACCCUAAUUACGAGAUGAACCAAUUACCCAGCCGGCGGAAUUCAUACAACCGAAUAAUCAACACAGUCCGAGUAGACGUGGACGAGUGCAACCGACUUUGGGUGAUAGACAUGGCGUCAGCCAAUGGGACGUCUUACAGCGAACCGCAGCUGUACGUGAUCGACCUGAUCACGGACCAGGUGAUCCGGCAGUUCACCGUCACUGAGAACCUGAGACGCAUGGACGGUACCACUUGGUUCACUGGUCUGAUAGUGGACUCGAACCCGAAGUCGUGUAACCGAGCGUACGCCUACGUGGCUGACAUCGGGUGGGGCCUAUUGGUGUACAGUUUCCGAGACAAUAAGGCAUGGCGGAUGGAACAUCCUUACUUCUAUUUCGACCCACUGGCCACCGUUUUCAACAUCGGCGGCGUUCGGAUGGAGUGGCUAGACGGCGUGUUCGGACUGGCUCUAUCGGAACAGCAUCAGGAUGGAUACCGAACUCUGUACUUUCACUCGCUGGCCAGUACCAGGAUGUUCUCAGUGAACACGCGACUCUUGCAAACCAACAGUAGCGUGUCGGAAACGUUCGACGAUUAUCAGCGUUGUGGAUAUCGUCUGGCCAGUAUGCAGGCUGCUUCAAUGGCUAUGGACCUGAGCACUGGGGCGAUAUUCUAUGCGCUCGUCAACCAGGAUGCGGUUGGCUGCUGGAACCCGAGACGGUACCAAAAACACUCAAUGAACACUACCGCCGUGAUAGCCCAGGACCCGGUCCGGCUUGAGUUCCCAUCCGACAUCAAAGUAGACUCCAGUUCUAAUCUGUGGGUGAUCAGCGACAGAAUGCCUAGGUUUCGGUUCCGGAUUCACGAUUUAAAUCUGACCGAAGUAAAUUACCGCGUGUUCAAGGUGCCGAUAAAAACGGCGAUCAGGGGAACGGUCUGUGAACUGCAGGAGUUCGACGACGUGUUAUUCGAACGGAAUCUGGUAAAUGAGUCUUCAGUACCGUCUGAUACGUUCAAAACGAGGUCGGACACUCUGUAG
Molecule: messenger RNA, 33740 nt
Organism: Cinara cedri
Lineage: Eukaryota; Metazoa; Arthropoda; Insecta; Hemiptera; Aphididae
Source: the annotation of a GenBank genome assembly